Messenger RNA from Fomitiporia mediterranea MF3/22, 936 nucleotides. RefSeq lists its product as uncharacterized. Bases 1 to 936 code for a protein of 311 amino acids. Lineage: Eukaryota; Fungi; Basidiomycota; Agaricomycetes; Hymenochaetales; Hymenochaetaceae. The record is from RefSeq and is a predicted model, not a curated record. The transcript has 2 exons.
AUGUCUGAUCCUGUUGAAUUUUCGUCGUCUCAAAAUCAUGAGGAUGCUGGAUUCUUCGGGUCCGUUGUGGGCGGCGCGUACCUGCUCCUUGCAAUUCCCGCAUGGCUCUGGCAUCUCUAUGUCGAGUACCUUUGGAACUGGGAUGAGCACCCUUGGAUCAUUAGUGCGGCCGCGACGUUCAAAUUAGUUGCCAUUCUUGUCAUUACACCCUUCGCCAUGCUCUCGAUGCUGGAUGUAGGAGCAUACGUCAUCGCGCGUACUCUUGGUGUUGUCGAGACUACUCGGGCCUCGACUUCAGACAUAAAACAUGCACCGGCUACUUACCCCGACAGUGACGGGUCUGAAUCAGAGAUGGUCCACGUCGAAACGCCACCCGUACGCGUGGACGAUGCAGAUGUUGCUGAUGCAACGGCACGCGACGUACGAAAUGUGUCCUCCGCGCCGGAGGUUGACGUUACUGCGGCAUCACCAUCUUCCGCACGGACCAGCCCGACCAAAUCCAGAUUGAAAUCACGCUUUGAUGUGGGCCUUACGAUCCCGAUCCCGCAGACUCGCUACACGCAUUUUGGGAAAGCGAUGCAGGGAGGUGACGGUCCGGAGGCAGAGGCCUGCUUUUUUAGUCCGUCAGACGAGCGUCAGCUCGAACUCUCCGGCGCUCUCCUGUCCUCUCCGACGCCAUCGCGACAGGCUUCACCUCCACACGAGCGCCGCCCGAGGGUGCAGCCCCUGAAUGUCGAACGGUUGCCGCUAUGCGAUGUUGCACCAAGUGCAAGCAGCGAUGCGAGCUCGACCGCGGACUCGGAGCCAUUUACUGUCUUGGACUCUUCUGAUCUGAAUAGAGACAUUGGCCCUGAGGGUGCUGAUUCACCUUCGAACACGAUGGAGAAUUUACGAAGAGGGGCAGGUCGCAACGAUGAUGGUAUGGAUGCAUUAUGA